AUGGCCGCUGAAACACCUCCGCACAAGACGAUCGCCUUGACGAAUCCUCCAGGUUAUGCUUUAACCUCUCAUCGGCUCCGUCGCACUCUGCAUACCUCCACCAAGCAACCUAUCGUCUUGGUAGCAUGUGGCUCCUUUAAUCCUGUCACAUACCACCACCUUCGGAUGUUCGAGAUUACAGAAGAUUUCAUUCAGAAGAAUACCGAUUUUGAGAUCGUCGGUGGAUAUCUCAGCCCAGUCAGUGACGAGUACAAGAAAGCGGGUCUAGUCAGUGCACAUCAUCGGGUUAACAUGUGCACGCUUGCCGCAGAGCAGGAGUCGUCGUGGCUAAUGGUCGAUUCCUGGGAGGCGUUGCAGAAUUAUCAACGUACAGCUGUUGUGCUCGACCACUUCGAUUACGAAAUUAACACGGUUCUUGGUGGCGUGUCCACUCGAAACGGUGAUCACCGUGAUGUUAAGAUCAUGUUUCUUGCUGGUUCAGACUUGAUUAGGACCAUGUCUGAGCCGGGCGUUUGGUCUCAUGAUGAUCUCGAUCAUAUACUUGGCCGCCAUGGAACAUUUGUCAUCGAGCGCACCGGAGCCGAUCUGCAUCAAGCGGUUGGCAGCCUGGUGCGUUGGCGGAAUAACAUCUACCCUAUUGCUCAGCUGGUCCAGAACGAUGUUUCCUCGACGAAAGCACGGCUGUUCUUUCGCAGGGGCCUUUCGGUACAGUAUCUCCUCCCAGCGGCUGUCAUCGAUUACAUAGAGCAGAACAAUCUGUAUCUAGACGAUGGACCGUACGCGGAGAAAGAUAAAAGUAAGGGCUGGGAGACUGGAGAAGCUGGUUCUAAUUCAGAAGGCAACAAUGUACGCGCUACACGGUCAACAUUGGGAACGGAGAACACAAAGUUAUCAAAUUGGACUUGCGUAAAGAAACCGUGA
Suillus bovinus is the source of this 921-nucleotide messenger RNA. RefSeq lists its product as uncharacterized. The transcript is spliced from 3 exons. Bases 1 to 921 code for a protein of 306 amino acids. The record is from RefSeq and is a predicted model, not a curated record. Lineage: Eukaryota; Fungi; Basidiomycota; Agaricomycetes; Boletales; Suillaceae. Gene Ontology annotation, molecular function: nicotinamide-nucleotide adenylyltransferase activity; nicotinate-nucleotide adenylyltransferase activity. Gene Ontology annotation, biological process: NAD+ biosynthetic process.